Molecule: messenger RNA, 1838 nt
Organism: Sclerotinia trifoliorum
Lineage: Eukaryota; Fungi; Ascomycota; Leotiomycetes; Helotiales; Sclerotiniaceae
Source: the annotation of a GenBank genome assembly
GAUUAAACUUCCCAUAUCCCUAGCCAACGUUUUUCCAUAUCUGCUUGACUGUUGGUAUUUUGGGACAUUAAUAUUGCUUUUUUGAUUGCUUCCUCAUUACUUCAUCACUGUUUUCUCAUAUAUUCUCACUCACUUCCUCGUACAACUCCCCUCAUACACUACAAUCCCAUCCCAUCCAAUCCAUCGGCUCUUCAACCUUCACCCUUUAACCUCUCCAUCAAAACCACCAAGAAAUCACAAACCCACAAAAUCACAAACUCCCCAAAAGAAAGAAGCAAAACCACGAAGAAAGCAAGAAGAAAACCCAGCGAAAUGCCUUCGAAAAUUCAAGUCGAUGAAAAUCUCGUCUUCUUGUAUAUUUGUCUCCAGAAAUCGGAUAUGAAAACUGUGAGUAGAGGAGUUCAUUCGUCAGGUUUAUUUUGGCUUGAGUUGUUUUUGGUUUCUUGUUCUCCGUUUUCGUUUUCGUUUUCGCUUUUCUUUUUUUGCUCCCUGAGGUCAUUCAUUUAUGUCUUUACAUCACAUCUCUAUCCUCAAGCCCUUCCCCCUCCUUCCCCACCUCUCAAAACCCCAACAACUCCACAGCCUGAACCCCCUUCUUUACCCGUCCCCUCCCAGCCCGUUCAUCCUCUCCAUCCUCUCCUCCUCCCUCCCCUUCCCCGUAAACUCCCAACAUCCAACGAAACCACCUCUCAUCUCCUCUAACAACCACACACACAGAUAGAUUUCUCCUCCGUAGGCCAAACAACAAAUCUCAAACCCCCCGCUGCACGUAUGCGUUACACGAGACUUAAACGACAAAUCGAAAAAGGAGUUAUUGGAUCGAAUGGUGGGGUUAAUUUUGGUGCUGCUGGUGGAUGGGGAGAUGGAGGUGGACAAGGAAUUGGAGAGGGAGGGGGAAGUAGGGAGAUACAGGGAAAUAGAGAUGGGAGUGAGAAGAGUGAGGAUGCGAGGGAUGUGAAUAGUAGAAAGAAGAGAGCGAAAAAUCCGCUGAAGGAGAUGAAGAAGGAAAAGGAUAAGGGGAAAGUGGAAAAAAGGCGAAGAGUUGAAAGAGAGAGGGUGGAGAAGGAAGAGUGGAUUGAAAGAGUGGGAAUGGGAAUGGGAAUAAGAGCAGGAGCAGGGAUAAAAACAGAAGUGGAAAUCCCUCCAGCUUCUGGUGGAAAGAGAAAUAGUAUGAAAAGGAAAACGGAGGACUCGGGCUUGGACUUGGACUUGGAAGACUUCGACACGAACGCGAAUGGGAGUAUCUACAUACACGAGUCGAAAGGACAGAUACCGAAACCUCUAAAUAUCCCAUCUUCAGCCCCUCCACCAAUAUUCAUAUCCAUCCCAAACCAUCCCCCCUCUAUGCAAUUCUCCCCAGCAUCUUUCUCCACAUACCCGCAAAUCGAUCAUUAUGAUCACCAUUCUCCUCAUUUUCCAUCUCCUUACCCUUCCCGGCCUUUUCCUCCCCUCUCUUCUCCCAUAUACAACACUCACACAAUCCCCACCCCACAAACCACCACCAAUACCAACAGCACCACUCUCGAACCCAAUCCCAAUCCCAAUUACGACGUCAACAACCUCACUCGAGCUCAAACCCUCUCACCACCCAUAAAAGUAAAACUUGAACCCCAACCCCCUUACUCUCCAUAUUCCUCUUCCUCGUCUUUUUCAACCAAAUCAUCAUCAUCGCCACCAUCGCACAAUCCCCAAACCCACAUACAGAACCACACCCACAACCACAUCACAAACACCGACACCGACCCCAACUCCGACUCCGACUCCGAAGACGAAACCCCACUAGCAAAACGCAGAAAUGUGUUGAGGAUGCGGAAAAUAUCAUAUCUGCAUUAGCAUUA